AUGAAAGACAUACUACUUAUAUUAACUUUUCUCUCAGGGUAUGUCUACUGUGGGCGUAUAUUAGUUGUAGUACCGACACCCUCAUUCAGUCAUCAAGUCGUUUUUCGUCCUCUCACCCAAGAUUUAGCAAGAAGAGGACACGAAGUCGUAGUAGUAACCACCGAUCCUGUAUUCAAAAAUAAAGAUGGACCCCCAAAUCUAAGAGAAAUCGACGUACGAGACGUAACGUACGCAGCGUGGAAAACAAAUUUCAUGAACAACACGGAAUUCGGAAGCAAAAAGGACCUAUACAAAACAGCAGAACUAUUUCUAAUAGAGUUCAGUCACUCUUUGGAAAUACAGUUGAAAACUAAAGAAGUACAGGAAAUAAUACGCGAAGGGGAAGGAAGGUUUGAUGUGAUAAUUGUAGAGGCGUCUGUUAGGCCUGCGCUAAUCUUCUCUCACGUAUUCAAAGCUCCCAUAAUACAGAUGUCAACGUCAGGACCUAUGUUGAAUAGUAAUGAUGUGGUCGGUGCCCCUUCUCAUAUUUUCCUAUAUCCCUGGGUAUUACAUCAGAGAUUAUACAACCUAACAUUAUGGGAGGAGUUUCAAGAGAUAUUUAAACAUAAGGACAUCUACAACUUGUAUAUAAAUUUGGAAUUAAAAGAAGAUAUAAUGCUGCAGAGUAUAUUUGGAAGAGAUGUGCCUUCGUUGCGAGACCUGAGCGACAACGUGGAUAUGAUAUUCAUUAAUAGUUACUCGUUUUGGUGCGACAAAUUGCCAGUUCCUAAGAAUUUAGUUUAUGUGGGAGGAAUUCAUAUUCAGCCUGAAAAAGACUUGCCUGAGGACCUAAAAUCCUAUUUAGACUCGUGCAAAACUGGAAUCAUUUACGUAAGCUUCGGUAACAACGUAAAGCCGUCGCUUAUGCCUGUCGAUAAAGUUGAAAUGCUGACUAAAACAUUUUCCGAACUACCCUACAAUGUUCUGUGGCGGUGGGACGCUGAAAUUCCCGGUAUUUCGUCUAAUGUGAAAUUAACACGGUGGGUGCCGCAGAGUGAUUUACUGAGACAUCCAAACGUAAAACUUUUUAUACAACAGGGAGGGAUUAAUUCAGCUGAAGAGUCAAUUAGUGCUGGUGUACCAUUAAUAGGAAUACCUAUGAUCGCCGACCAAUGGUACACAUCAGAGAAAUAUGAAUAUUUCAAAAUUGGGAAGAGACUGCACUUAGACACGCUAACAAAAGACGAAUUGAAGAAUACAAUCACUAUGCUAAUCGAAGAUGGAAGUUACAGAGAAAACGUGAAAAAAUUAAGACAUUUGACUCGCGACCAGCCGCAAAGUGCGUUAGAGCGGGCUGUCUGGUGGACGGAGUACGUUAUGCUACAUAGGGGAGCAAAGAACCUUCGAGCACCCGCUGUCAAUACGCCCUGGAAUAUUUACUAUGAGAUAGAAUUGAUAUUGUCCGUUCUUACUAUAUCAGUAUUUUUCAUAGGAUUGGCUUUAAGUUUAAUUAUAUAUCUGUGUAAAAAAAUCACACGCAAAACUAAAACACAAUGA
This is a messenger RNA of Leptosia nina, 1536 nucleotides long. The record is from the annotation of a GenBank genome assembly. NCBI's taxonomy places the organism in Eukaryota, Metazoa, Arthropoda, Insecta, Lepidoptera, Pieridae.